GUUACAGUAAGUUUUUAUGAUUAUUACAAUUACGAUUAUUUUUAUAUAGAGAUAUACUGAGGUACACUAUGCCUGAUGCCACUCUCUCUUUCUUUGUCUCUGUGUGUUUUUGGAUGCUUGUUCUGCACUGAUCUCUGACUGUUUGACCUGUGGGCUUCUGGUCUGCUGUGUUUGAGUUGUUUUCAAUCCUGUGAGCUCCUCUGUGUUUGUUUCUGUCUGUCAGGUCAGUUUCUGUUGGAAGAGUAUUGUCUGGGAGAGGCAGCAGUGAUGGCUCAGAAAGCUGCAGAGCUGGACAGUUCUGAGUCUGAUGUGUUGUUCAGCGCUGCUCAUAUGCUCAGACAGGCCAGUCUGAAUGAGGCAGUUGAAAGGUAUUAUGGGAAGGCAGCAGAUUUAAGACCUGAUCAUCCAGCAGCUCUGAUGAAUCUCGGGGUGAUCCUCCAUCUUAAUGGGAAGCUGAAGGAAGCUGAGAGCAACUACCUCCGAGUGCUGCAGCUCAAACCAGACCUCAUCACUCAGUCCAACCUCCACAAACUCUGGAAUGUCAUGCAGAAACAGGGUUUACGAGCCUCUGGGACGUGAUCUGCUGCUGGUACAUCUGCUGAUUAUUUCAUCUGUGGACGUCUGAUCUGAUUUUGAGCUGGAAUUUUCUGCUGAUUCAGUGCUUAUGGACCGAUGUUGGUGGAACUGGUUAACACUUGAACUAGUCUGUAGGUAGAGAAUGAAGACGGAGCCUCUGUGAAGUUCUGCUUUGGAGAGUCUUAAAAGUGUAAAAGAAUAGUAAAGUGCGCAAACACA
Cyprinus carpio (common carp) is the source of this 795-nucleotide messenger RNA. Its product is annotated as protein O-mannosyl-transferase TMTC2-like. NCBI's taxonomy places the organism in Eukaryota, Metazoa, Chordata, Actinopteri, Cypriniformes, Cyprinidae. Gene Ontology annotation, molecular function: protein binding; mannosyltransferase activity. Bases 268 to 579 code for a protein of 103 amino acids. Gene Ontology annotation, cellular component: endoplasmic reticulum membrane. The transcript is spliced from 3 exons. The record is from RefSeq and is a predicted model, not a curated record. Gene Ontology annotation, biological process: protein O-linked glycosylation via mannose.